ACCAUUGUAGAUUGAACAAUACCAAUACAUGCAAAUUAAUACCAUUGCAUAAUAAUCAAUACCAAUGCGACAAAAACCAUACCAAUGCAAAAAAACACUACCACUACGAAAAAAUCACUACCAAUGCGAAAAAAAUCAGAUCUAGGGUUUUUAUUCAUCCCACCUUUUCCAGCCGCAACCCUGAGUCGCAGGAGUGGAUGGAGUACGACUCCUGAAAAGCGUCGAGAGUUAGAACCUGAGCCUCCUCGUCGCCUUUUAGGUCACCGUGGCAGGAGAAGAGGAUCUUGGCGAUGAAUUCGGGGUCGUCGGAAAGGAGGCGGCGCCACGACUUGCUGACGCAGCGAAAUCGGGUGAUGGAGGCAGGGGUCGGCAGCCUGGACAAGAUUGCUAGCUGUAGUUCCUCCGGUAGCCACUGGUUGACGGGGCGGCGCCGGCGGACUUGGCUUGUUUGUCCGGCGGAAAUGCACAAGAACAACAGAAGAGAGAGAGAGAGAGAGAGAGAGAGAGAGAGAGUGAUCGGAGGAGGUGGGCGGAUGGUGGGGGGCAGAGAGUGGAAGAGAGGGGAGACCGAGUGGAGGUGGGCGGAGGUGGGGGGAGGGGUGAUGCCGUCGUCUAGGGUGGGUGGAGAGAGGGGAGGGGAGUGGAGGAGGUGGGCGGACGCCGUCGUCUAGGGUUGGUCUAGAGGGAUGGUAGAUUAGGGUUUGAGUAGAAUAUAUAGAAUAAUCAGGUGUGGACUCUUUUUUGUUUCCAAAAUUACCCUAAAACAAAAUUAACCACGAGAUUAAAAAAAGAGGAAAACAAGAAAAAUGAACGGCAGAUAGUGAUGUAGCCAUGGUGGCUACUAAAAUUUUAGUUGCCACCCUAACUCAUCCCCUUGUCUAGUCUAGUCCGUGGUUUACAUAUUAUUAUGUAAAAUAUAAUAGUGAUUCCACA
Molecule: messenger RNA, 933 nt
Organism: Linum trigynum
Lineage: Eukaryota; Viridiplantae; Streptophyta; Magnoliopsida; Malpighiales; Linaceae
Source: the annotation of a GenBank genome assembly